Molecule: messenger RNA, 1286 nt
Organism: Brachypodium distachyon (stiff brome)
Lineage: Eukaryota; Viridiplantae; Streptophyta; Magnoliopsida; Poales; Poaceae
Product: E3 ubiquitin protein ligase RIE1
Exons: 5
Coding region: 84-1184 (366 amino acids)
Source: RefSeq, a predicted model, not a curated record
UCGGCGGAGCAGUGCAGACAAACACACAAUUCGCUCGCUCGGCCACGGAAGCCCAAAGCUAGAGACUCCUGGAACUCCCAAAUAUGGAGCCCGCCGCCGACGACUCGCCGCCGUCGCCGCAGCAGCCGCUGCUGGGUUCUCCGUACGCUGGCGCCGCCUCGGGGCCCGGGAACCACCAGGCCUCGCCCCCGCCGGCGGCGAGGCCGAGCCGCCUCGCGGCGCUCAUCGGGCGCGCGGCGGGGCGGCGGGGCCCGUCGAUGCUGGUGCGCGAGACGGCGGCGCUGCAGCUCGAGCGGCGGCGCGCCGACUGGGCCCACUCCCGCCCCGUCGUCGCGCUCGACGUCGCCUGGAACGUCGCCUUCGCGGCGGCGGCCGCGGCGGUGCUCGCGGCCUCCGCCGCCGAGAGCCCCGCCAAGCCGCUCCGCCUGUGGCUCGUCGGCUACGCGCUGCAGUGCGUCGUCCACGUCUCCCUCGUCUGCUCCGGCCCCGGCCGCCGCCGCCGCGCCGCCCGCGCGCGAGGCCCCGAUGUCGAGUCCGACGCCGCGAACGCCGGGCCGGACGGCUCAGGCAGCGAAGACGACGACGAUGAGGAGGCCAUGGAUGAGAGGAGCAGUUCUGUGGAACGAUGUGAGUCGGUGAACACUCUGGUGUCAUUUCUGUGGUGGAUCAUUGGGUUCUACUGGGUGGUGUCCGGCGGUGACAUGCUCGAACAGGGUGCUCCACGGCUGUACUGGUUAACUGUAGUUUUUCUAGCAUUUGAUGUCUUCUUCGCUGUUUUUUGUGUUGCUGUGGCCUGCUUCAUUGGGGUUGCAUUGUGCUGCUGCUUGCCUUGUGUUGUUGCAAUUCUGUAUGCUCUGGUUGGCCAGGAGGGUGCUUCAGAUGCAGAUAUUGGCGUUCUCCCCAGAUAUAAAUAUUCUGUUGCCAACGAGGAUGUAGAGAAAGGAACAGAUGAGGGGCUUAUGAUCCCCAUCCUGAACAAUAGUGGAGCAUCAACAAGCGAACGCAUUCUCCUUAAUGAGGACGCUGAGUGCUGCAUCUGCCUCUCAUCAUACGAAGACGGAGUGGAGCUAUCUGCUCUCCCUUGCAAUCAUCACUUCCAUUCGACAUGUAUUACAAAAUGGCUACGCAUGCAUGCAACCUGUCCACUUUGCAAGUUCAACAUUCUCAAAGGCAGUGAAAACUGAGAACUCAUUAGGGGCUUAUGCUGACAUAACUCCAUACUCAAAACCCUGUAUGCAUGUACAUCCUAGAUCAAAGCAGCUAGCGAGGAGCUUUGUGAUUCCCCA